AUGAUUAAAUCUAAAUAUUGGUAUUGGAUAUUAAUUUCGGUUUUCCUGAUUACUCAGGUGGUUUUGGGUAAAGAUGAAAAGUUUGAUAGAUUAGCAGUUUCCUAUGUUACAGGAAUAGAUGAGACUUUUUAUCCAUUUAUUCCUCAGUUAUUCCUGAUGAUGGGGAGACAAAAAGUUAUCACAAAUUUCUUUAAUUCUUUUGAAAACAUUAUUCAGAAGUUACCAGGCACAGCAAAUUUAUGGAUGUUUGAAAAUAUUAAAGAGGAAGUAAAUCAGUUGAGAGAUUGGAUGGAAGCAAAAACAUUAAACUUAGGAGACAAAUAUAAUAUAGGGUUAAUUGGUGAAAAUAGGUUUGAAAGUUUUCAGGAUUUUCAGAAAGAUCUUGUCGAAUAUUAUACAGAAUUCGGGCUAGAAAAGGCUUUUAAGAUUCAUAACGAAAUUGAGAUAAUAGGGAAAAAGAUUAUGAAUUAUCAAUUUAGAAAUGAUACAAAGAUAUUAGAUGAAGUUGAAAACAGGUGGAACCACCUACUGAAUGGAUUAGAUUUGAGUAAAAACAAUGGAAACAAGACAAGCUAUGAAUUGAGAAGAAAAAUUAACCAAACAAUAAUGAAUCACUUUGUAAUAGUAGACACUCCUAAGAAAAUGGAGUUUAAUAUGGAUAGUUAUAAUUCGGAUUUCUCAAACAAGUUUUGGGACGGACACUUAAAUAAUUAUAAACUAGUAACUCUUUUUCAUGAAUAUAGUAUUCAACAGUUAAACAUGAUAUACAAACAGAAAUUGAUCUGGCUGAGAAUUCAUUUGACAAUAAAAAUAAUAGAUUUAGACGGUUUCUUGAAUAAGGUAUAUAAAUUAGCAAGUAAUACAAUGGUACACUCAAUUUCACUAACUUCUCUACAAUAUUUGUACCAGAUUAAAGAUAGAAUUGACUUUUUUCUUUUAAAUGAAUCGUAUCUGGACCAGCUCUUGGAAAUAUAUGAUAAUUUAUCAAUAGCAAUAAAUAGGUGGAUGAGAGAAACUUUAAUUUUGGACGAUCUGCAAUACUUAUAUACUCACUUAAUGAUUGAGGGUUUGGAUAUUCGAACUUUAGCCACUAAUUUAUUUGACAGGAUAAAACAUUACGGAGAGAUAGAGUUGAUUGUAGACAAGAAUAUUUAUAGGAAAAGGAGUAAAGUGGCUAGGAAGAAGAGUGGAUUUUUGAGUUACUUUUCAACAGGGUAUGACAUUUCAAAGAAGCUGGAAAAUAAUAUGUCAUCUUUGAAAGACAAACAUGAAGCAGAGGAAGUAGAAAAGUUGAAAGAAAUUGAGAAAAUUGUAAAAGAGGAAUCGAAAGAUAGUCAAGUAUUUAAACAUAUGAUUGAGUUGAGGGUAAAUUCUGAACUUGAAGAAGAGGUUUUAAAAAAUUAUAACUUAUAUGAAGACCACAUUGAAUUUUAUCUUUCUUUGGAUAGGGUAGAGUCUAGGUAUAGAAAAUUUGUGAGACAGUCAACUGUAUUUCUGAGUGAACUCGAAAGUACAAGCAUGGAUUGUCAGACUUUGUAUUUUUCAGCAUCUCAGGCUGGAAACAUGAUUUACGAGAUUGUAGCUAAUGAAAUUUUAAAAACUUCAAACCGUUCAGGAAAAGUUAAUAUGAACUCAAGUAAGAAUAUGAAAAGUCUGAUUAAAGAUUUAGAGUCAGUUAAGGAAUCAAUAGAUACUAUCAAGGAGACUGAAGAGGAUAGUGAUGCUACCGAUAUUCUUGGUGAAUCAAUUUCUGAUGAAGAUUUUAUAUACGUUCCAGGAACUGUCGGAAAUUUUAAGAAGUCUCAGAGCACUAGUGGUUAUUUGAUAAUUAGGAUUUCAGUGAUUGUUGGUCUACUAGUACUAGCAAUAAUAUUGUACAUUUAUAAAGAAAAAAUCUUGGUGAAAAAGGUUAACUCAGAGGAAAAUAAAAUCUACGAAAGGUAUUGUUCAAGAGUAUCUUUGGAUGAGGUUGAGUUCAAUUCUUCGUUAAGUAGUGAAAAUAAAAAAAAGAUGAAGAGAAAUAAAUAUUAUAAGGUUGAUAGCAAAUCUGGAAAUAUUAUUUUAAAACAACAAAAAUAA
Cryptosporidium ubiquitum is the source of this 2079-nucleotide messenger RNA. RefSeq lists its product as uncharacterized. The coding region runs from base 1 to 2079 and encodes 692 amino acids. The transcript has a single exon. The record is from RefSeq and is a predicted model, not a curated record. NCBI's taxonomy places the organism in Eukaryota, Apicomplexa, Conoidasida, Eucoccidiorida, Cryptosporidiidae.